UAGUAAGAUUGUGAUAUAAAAUACUGUAAAAUACUAAGGUUGAGAAAUUAGAAAAACUGUAGGAGCUCUUAGUUAAUAUUGUUGGGGUAAAUCUUCACUCGGAACAACCCUCUAGUGAUAUACAGUUGUACAUCAUGUUCUUCUCUUUUCCCAUCUUUUGGUAAAAUAUAAAAAUGAACCCGUGUAACUGUAUCGGGAUAACCUUUUUCUUUAAAAUGAAACUUUCAGAAUUUCUGAGUUCACUUUGUUUGCCUCGAAUGAAAAUCGUUGCCUGUUGCUUGCAGUUCGAACGAAAUAAUCCUUGUUUUACUUGGUGUUGUAGUUAAGUUGAGGAUAUUGUUUUGUUCUUAUCACAAAGGAAAAGUUGAGGAUAUUCGUUGUUUCACUCAUAGUUUUGUUACAAAGAGAAACUGAAAGCUAUUCUUCAGCUUUUUGCAGCAAGUGAUGAAUGGCUACAUGGAUUUUGCUUGGCAUCUCUAGAUUUCUACGCAAUUACUGUAGCAGUUAGUUUUAGCUGCGAGGCAGACACUGUGACAAAAAAGUUCUCUUUGCAGACAAGGUUCUGAAGUUCACAAGUUCAGGAAAGAUGAAGCGGCGCAUUCUUCUUAUGACUGAUUUUGCCAUUUACAUUGUAGAUCCAGACAUUGAUGCACUUAAAAGGCGGAUUUCUCUGGCAGCCGUUGAAAAGCUCUGUUUGAGUGAACUAAGUGAUAAUUUCUUAGCAAUAAUUAUCCCAACUGAGUAUGAUCUACUGAUGGCCAGUACCCGGAAGACGGAAAUUGUAACCGUCUUAGUAGACGCUACCAAGAGUCAAUCCGACUACGAACUUGAGGUGCUACUCUCUAAUAGGCUUGAGUACAAUGCAACUUCUGAACUAGUAAAAGAAAUUGACUUUGAGGAAACUGAAGGGGGUGUGAGAACAAGAAUUGUGCGAAAGUGAGUUGCACCUUUGCAUGUUGGUCUGACAACAUGAACUGCUAGUGCACUAGAAUGCCUGCAGCUGUCCACCUUGCCAUUCCCAAGGAGGAACCAGCUUGUAUCAUUGCUUGUAUAAAGGUGAUUGUCCUUCUAUUGAGAAUUAGAUUGAUUAAGUUGAUUUUUUCAUCUCGUUCAGCUGGUUUUCUUUGCUUUUGUUUAUGCCUGUUUAUUCAUUAUGUAGCUCGUUGCCUUCAUGUAAAUCUUUUAACUCGUUUCUUUUAUUUCUUUUUGUUCAACUGCAAUUUUUUUAAACGGAAAGAGUCAUA
This is a messenger RNA of Nicotiana tabacum (common tobacco), 1244 nucleotides long. RefSeq lists its product as uncharacterized. The record is from RefSeq and is a predicted model, not a curated record. NCBI's taxonomy places the organism in Eukaryota, Viridiplantae, Streptophyta, Magnoliopsida, Solanales, Solanaceae. Gene Ontology annotation, molecular function: cytoskeletal motor activity. Gene Ontology annotation, cellular component: myosin complex.